CGGGCCGGGCAGUACCUGGCAGCCUGGGCGCUUCCUCAGUUCCUGCUGAUCACCCAGGGAGACCUGCAGAUGCUGAAGGCAGAGGCAGAGCAGCUGAUGCUGCAGGUGAGCAAGACCUUCCCGGAGCCAGGGAACAUUCACGGGGACAGCCCCUCUGAGCCACUCCCCAGCCCGGGAUCCCCGUGGGAGUUCCAGCUAUGCCGGCAGAUUUGUGAUGUGACCAACAACAUCCAGCUCUUCUCCGGGGAAGUGCUCUGGAUGUUCUCCACCAGCUGCAAACGGCUCUCAGCUGAGAUCUUCGACCAGACAAUGCCGCUGGGCCGGCACUGGCGGCUUGGGCCACGUGCUGAGCUGCCCAGCUCCCCCAGCGCGUAUGCGGCAGCUGCAGUGCAGGCGGUGCUGGGGUGCCCACCCUGGCACGGGUAA
Sturnus vulgaris (Common starling) is the source of this 426-nucleotide messenger RNA. NCBI's taxonomy places the organism in Eukaryota, Metazoa, Chordata, Aves, Passeriformes, Sturnidae. The record is from RefSeq and is a predicted model, not a curated record.